AUGAAUAAUGCAAUUAUCUAAUUUAAAAUUAUUAAGUAACAUAUAUUAACUGUAAUAUUUAACUGUCCUUUUAAUUGCUAACAUUGUCAUUCAGAAAUAUGCAUUAAAUGCUCUGAAGGCUACUAUUUAGAUUUCAAAACUAACUCUUGUGAGUCUGUGUGUGGAGAUAAAAUCAUGACACCUUUAAAAAAAUUGUGA
Messenger RNA from Paramecium primaurelia, 198 nucleotides. NCBI's taxonomy places the organism in Eukaryota, Ciliophora, Oligohymenophorea, Peniculida, Parameciidae. The record is from the annotation of a GenBank genome assembly.